CUCCCCGGCCGGAAAUCUCGCGAUGGCGGGAGGAGGUGCGUCCACAGAAGCGCUGAAAGAAGAGGGGCGGUCGCCGCCCUCCGCGCCCGCACCUCCGGCAGCCAGCGGCCCCAGGAAGAGCCGGUGGGGCUUCGUAAUCACCGGGGCCGUCGGCGGCGCGCUGGUGGCCGUGUAUGCUGUGGCCACGCCGUUUGUCACCCCGGCCCUCCGCAGAGUUUGUUUGCCGUUUGUGCCUGCGACGGCCCAGCAGAUCGAGAACGUCGUGCAGCUGCUGCAGCGCAGGAAGGGCUCGCUGGUGGACAUCGGCAGCGGCGACGGGCGCAUUGUGAUCGCGGCAGCCAAGGAGGGAUUCACAGCGGUGGGCUACGAGCUCAACCCCUGGCUGGUCUGGUUCUCCCGGUACCGCGCGUGGCGAGAGGGGGUGCAGGCCUCGACCCGCUUUCACAUCUCGGAUUUGUGGAAGGUGACUUUUUCGCAGUACUCGAACGUUGUGGUCUUCGGGGUGCCUCAGAUGAUGCCGCAGCUGGCCAAGAAGCUUGAGCUUGAACUUGAGGAUGGUGCCAGAGUCAUCGCUUGCCGGUUCCCGUUCCCGAACUGGACCCCUGACGAGGUCACGGGCGAGGGGAUCGACACCGUGUGGGCGUACGAUGUGAGAACCUUCAGAGGGAGCGGCGGGAGGCCCCGGGGGUCCGCACCCGGACAGCUGGCCACGCAAACGUGAGCGGCGCCGAGAGCCUUUUUCUGAAAUGCCGGCGGCCCCCGGUGCCCACUCGCAGCCGUGUCUCCUGCAGGAGUGUCUCUCUUUGGUCCAGAUCGAGAAAUUCCCACUUCCCUUAACUUGUGCAGGAAGCAAGUGGCGAGCAGAAGCUGGACUUAAAGCCCCAUUUCGGGGUGUAUCUGCCAUCUGUGCUGCUCUCCCGUGUGGGACGGAGUGGGACGGCCCGGGCCGGGCGGGGACUCACCGGCUCUCCACAUCCUGGGCACCGAGACGCCGCGCCAGGGAGGAGAACAAACCGCUGGUGAAGAGGGCAGGGGCCGGCCGCGUCUUAAGUCUUAGGCACAUGUAGGGUUCAUCUCUCCCGCAGGUCGUGACAAAUUUUCUAAAGGAUGUAGAGAGACAUAUUUUGUAAAACAUAAAAUAUAAAACCGGGAAUCAUUUGUUCCAGAGUUAAUUACUCUCUGUGAAUCCACUGUGUGUCGUGCGUGUGCUCAGACACAGUUUAACGUUUCUGAGUUCUGAACACUGUCUUGUACCCUAGUGACACUGGUUCACAACACUGUAGAGAUCCCAGGCGUGCGCUGCAGUCAUGGCAUCGAUGUGCACAUCACACCUGCUGCCAAGGGCCGGUGCCACCCCCACAUCUCACCAGGCCCGGCC
Condylura cristata (star-nosed mole) is the source of this 1378-nucleotide messenger RNA. It is a transcript of the gene ATPSCKMT, whose product is annotated as family with sequence similarity 173, member B. Gene Ontology annotation, molecular function: protein-lysine N-methyltransferase activity. The record is from RefSeq and is a predicted model, not a curated record. The transcript has 5 exons. Gene Ontology annotation, biological process: positive regulation of proton-transporting ATP synthase activity, rotational mechanism; regulation of mitochondrial ATP synthesis coupled proton transport; peptidyl-lysine trimethylation. Gene Ontology annotation, cellular component: mitochondrion. Bases 23 to 721 code for a protein of 232 amino acids. Lineage: Eukaryota; Metazoa; Chordata; Mammalia; Eulipotyphla; Talpidae.